Schistosoma rodhaini is the source of this 3812-nucleotide messenger RNA. The record is from the annotation of a GenBank genome assembly. NCBI's taxonomy places the organism in Eukaryota, Metazoa, Platyhelminthes, Trematoda, Strigeidida, Schistosomatidae.
CAAACACACACGCACACACCGAUAUAGAUAUAUAUAUAUAUAUAUAUAUAUAUAUAUAUAAUAAAAUAAAUUUCAGAUCUAAGAAUUUUCUUCACAACAGAAAAAAACAACACAAUUUUUCAGCAUUGAGGAUUCAUUUAUUGGUUGAAAUUUACCUUUUGAAUUAUGGAUCCUUUAUGUUAAUGAAGAUGAUUUUCUUUGAAGAAAAGAACACUAAUAUGUAUAACAUUGAAAAGAAGAAACAUUAUUAAUUUAUUCUAUUAUUUCUAACUGAAGAGGUUCAAUACAACAUUUUAAGAAGCUGUGAAAUGAAAAACUCAAAUAGAUUUUCAACAUUUUACUGUAACACAAUUUACAUUUUAGGAUUUAUAAUAAAUAAAUAAAAACAAAAAUAAAGCUGGAAUUAAUCUCAACUAUUUUGGAUAUUUUAAACCAGUAUACUGAUAAUGUAUGUCAGGCUUUAUUUUAUAUUUAAUUAAUAAAUAAACAAGAAUAAAAGUGAGUCUUCAUGGUACUAGUUCACUAUGAUAAUAUCAUUAACGAAUGACAAGAAGAAGUAUAUGAUAAGCUUUAUCAUCACAAUAGUUCAUUGUUGUUAAUAAUAAUGAAUGAUAAAUCAGAAUUAAAUUCUAUAGAUUUAAGGACAAAUAAAAAGACUUCAUUUCGAAGUUAUCGUAAUUUAAGUACUUGUUUACCAGAUAAAAAUACUUCGAGGAACAUUAUUCAAGAUUCAGUCAAUGUAAAUUGUUGUAAUGAUGAGAAAUAUCAAUUACCAUAUGUUCAAAUGUCUAAAUCAUCUGAAUCCAUUGCUAGUACAAAACAAGAGAAUAAUUCAUAUAACAUGUUAGAAACUGAAAAGAAAUCAGAUGAAACUACUUCUACCACUAUUACUACUACAAUUAAUAAUAAUAAUAACAGUAAUCCUAGCACAAUUAUCGGAGUUCCUAAUAUUAAACGGAAUAUAUUAAGACGACAGCAAUGCACAGUUGAACAAUUCAAAAUAUCUGAAAAUAUCACAAGUCAGUAUGUCUCAGCAAACAAUCUUAAAAUGGGGAAAACACUUCAGACGGAACAUGCAAAAGAUCAGCAAGCAUCAUCUUCUUCCCCAACACCAAUUCAACAGACAGUUAAUGAUACAGCAACUGUUACAAAUUCUGGGCAACUAAGUAGAUCAGGAUUUUUACGUCAUCCAUUACGUAAAGCUAUGACUUAUGUGAAACCUCAAUCGGAAUCUUUUGUAUCAGUUAAAUCGGCCUCAAGAAGACUUCAUCACACUUCAACUAUCGAAAAACCAGAUGAUUCAAAAUUCAGGUCUAGCAGUAAGAGUUCAAGUCGUAAUUCACUUUAUAGUAAUAUAAAACAUUUCGAUUUAUCAACUAAGACAUCUGUGUUAACGAAUGAAUGUUUACAAAUGAAUGAUCAUUCGAAUCGAUCAGUUAUACAGGAAGUUUACACUGGGGACUCAUACAAUUCAACGAUACCUAAACAAGUCAUAAAAAAUGAUAUUGAAAGAAAAACCAAACAAAAAGAUAUCCGCUAUCUGAAUGAUUUAAUAACAAAUAUUUUACCGAGAUCAUUCUCCAAUGCAUUUAAACGACCAGUAGGUAAAUGUAAAAGUGCAUCGCCUACAACAGUAAAUGAUCAUCAUAUAGAAAAACUGAUUGAUUCUUUCAGAUUUGAUAAUUUUGAAUCGGAAAGUCAACAUUCAGAAAAAUCUGCUUCUGAUUUCUUAACAACUAAUGAAAGUUCUCCAGUUCUCAAUUAUCAUAAUGUACCAACAAGAAGUCAACUACAACAAUGGGAAAAAUCAUUUGAUAAGCUCUUAGCUGAUACAGAUGGUUUGUCUCAGUUUCAUCACUUUCUGAGAUCAGAAUACAGUGAAGAGAAUAUUGAGUUUUGGUUAAUUUGUGAACUGUAUAAACAUCUACCACAAGAAGAUCUUGGUGAAGAAUCACGAAGAAUCUAUCGUCUUUACUUAGCACCACAUUCACCACAUGAGGUUAAUUUGGAUUCGGAAACUCGGAAUCAAACGAUCGCUAACAUAUCGAAUCCAACUAAUGAAUCGUUUGCUUUAGCUCAACAAACUAUUCAAGGAUUAAUGAAUAAAGAUUCCUAUCAGCGGUUUUUACGUUCUUCAUUUUAUUUUGAAUUGAAACAAUUAGUUUGGCAUACAUAUCCACAAAAUGAGGAACCUACAAAGUCAGAAUCUAAUAUAAUUGAUACUGUUAUGUCAGAUAAUCAAACUCAAUAUUUCCUAUCAAGAGAUCCAGUCACUGACAAUACAUCCAGUCCAUGUUCUGAAGAAGAACAUGUGAAGGAAUUCCGGCGAUCGUCACCAGCAGCAUAUUCAAACACUAUUUUCCCAAAACAAACUGCGAUUUCACAUGAAACCAAUUUAGAAAGUGAUAUUCAGUCGUCGAAAACAAUAUCUUCCCCGUUACUUGAUUGUACUGUGUCCAGUUUAUUUCACAAGGAUAUAGAGGAUGAUGAAGAGUUAUCACUUCAUGAGAACAUAAUUGAACAUCGUACUCCCAAUCAAACGAAUGAUAAUUUAUCUGUUCACGAAUUACCAAAUUCUGUUCACACUGAAGCUGCACCACAUUCUCCUAAACUUUGUUAUACUGGAUAUACAUUGUCCAAUACUGAUUGUUAUAAAUUAAAACAAAAUAUUAGAGCAGAGUUAUAAUUUUAAACUGACUAGUUGAUAUGAUUCAUUUUUUACAUCGCCAUCAUAGUAAAACUGUUUUUUGUAAUGAAAAAAAAAAAACUACAAUCCGAGAGAGAUUUUCAUUCAUUAACUGUGAUAUGUUUUAUUGUAAUAACUUUCACCUAAAAUAAUUUCAAUCUUCGUUGAAAUAUCACAGAAGUGUUUAUAUCCUAAUACGUGUACUUGUAAACGAAGUGUUCAGUCCAAACAAGGAUACUACAGCUCGUUUCAUUCAGUCCAUUUUUAAUUGAAACUGAUUUUCCGUACAUUACAUCAAACAGACAAUCUGGAAAAAAGGAUUUUAUAAUUCUUUUUCAAACAUUUAAUCAUCAUUAAUUCCAGUAAUAAUCUGUAAUAGACAAAGAAGUAUUUGAUGAUCUUCAUUGUUAAAAUUGUAGGUUAACAAGAUGUGCUUCAGCACCAAUUUAUCUCGUGAAAGCAACUGUUUAAUCAGUCAGUUGAACGUGAGUAUCAGAUGAAAAUUAUAGAUUUCCAAAGAGAUAUUACUUGAUGAGAAAAUGAGUAGUCUGGAUAAACAAGAUAAGAUAAAAAGAUUUGUUUUACACAAACAAUUUGACUACAUAAAUUAAUCCAACCGCUUUGAUUUUGUAGUCGGCUGUGUUUUUGUUGAUAUUGUAUGUGGCAUAAUGUGAAAUGAUGUUUGGGUGUUUGUUGGAGAGUGUUUGUCAUUCUGUGAUGAGUCUUGUUCUCGAAAUUAAUCAAAUAUGCCUAGAUAUCGCACGAUUUCUGUUAAUCUAGACAUCAACUGAAUGUCAAAAGUUUGCAUACUUUGGAAAACAAUUCAACUCUUAGCAUAUCAUCAUAUUGCAAACCACUCAAUAUUAAUCAAAAUUAUUAUGAACGUCAUUUGUCAAAGACGUAAAUGUUUAAGUGAUAUUUCCUAAUGAAUUGAAAAUAACAUCAAACAGUUUGCUAUAUAACUCCGCCUGUAGCUCCUCCAGGGGCUACUGCCGGUCCCAAGCCCGGGUAAAGGAGAAGGGUUGGGCAUGGGGUUAACGACCCCAUCUCGUAGAAAAUCAACUCGCUAAAAAAACGCUAACCAGAAAAAAUCAUUCAAACCAUUCAAACUCUGCUCUGGGAGUAG